Messenger RNA from Etheostoma cragini (Arkansas darter), 2268 nucleotides. RefSeq names its product tripartite motif-containing protein 35-like. Gene Ontology annotation, molecular function: zinc ion binding; protein binding. Bases 17 to 1504 code for a protein of 495 amino acids. The record is from RefSeq and is a predicted model, not a curated record. The transcript is spliced from 2 exons. Lineage: Eukaryota; Metazoa; Chordata; Actinopteri; Perciformes; Percidae.
UGAGACAAAGCAAGAAAUGCAGGUUGUUGUUCUGCCACUGAGAAGAGACACAGACACUGAGAGCCGAUUAGAUUCAGUGCAAAGCCAGGACGUCUACUGGGGGGAAACCACAGCAGGGACACAAGAGAAAAUGGCUUUCCCAUUAGAGGAGGACCUAUCCUGUCGUAUCUGCUAUGAUAUAUUUAAAGAUCCAUUGGUCCUGUCAUGCAGCCACAGCUUCUGCAAAGACUGUCUGAAUAGCUGCUGGAAAGAUAAACAAAUAAAGGAAUGUCCAGUUUGUAAGGGAAGCCCCUUAACGAGUGAUCCACCUCGUAACUUGGCAUUGAAAAACCUGUGUGAGAAUUUCUUACUGGAGAGAGAUCAGAGAGGUCCGGAGGCUCUCUGCAGUCUGCAUUCUGAGAAACUCAAACUCUUCUGUCUGGACCAUCAGCAGCCGGUGUGUGUCAUCUGCAAAGAUUCAAAAACACACAACAGCCACAGAUUCAGACCCAUCGAUGAGGCUGCACAGGAUCACAGAGAGGAGCUCCGGGAAGCCCUGAAGCCCUUAAAGAAAAAACUGAAGCUCUGUAAACAAGUUAAAGGAAACUGUGAUCAAACAGCAGAACACCUGAAGGUUCAGGCCGGACGCACAAAGAGGAAGAUUAAGGAGCAGUUUAAAAAGCUUCACCAGUUUCUAGAAGAGGAAGAGGAGGCCAGGAUCUCUGCUCUGAGGAAGGAAGAGAAGCGGAAGAGUCAGAGGAUGAAGGAGAAGAUGGAGGCUCUGAGCAGAGAGAUAGCAGCUCUUUCAGACACAGUCAGAGCCACAGAGGACGAGCUGAGAGCCGAAGACGUCUCGUUCCUGCAGAACUACAGGGCUGCUGUGGACAGAGUCCGGCAGCGCCCCCUGUUGGAGGAUCCACAGCUGCUCUCAGGAGCUCUGAUAGACGAGGCCAAACACCUGGGCAACCUGGGCUUCAACAUCUGGAACAAGAUGAAGGACAUGGUCUCCUACACUCCUGUGAUUCUGGAUCCAAACACCGCUCAUCCAGAACUCAUCCUGUCUGAAGAUCUGACCAGCGUGAGUCGCGGAGCGAGACAGAAGCUUCCUGAAAACCCAGAGAGGAUUUAUUUCUACCCCUCCGUCCUGGGCUCUGAGGGCUUUAACUCCGGGACUCACAGCUGGGACGUUGCAGUUGGACACAGUCCGAUCUGGGCAGUGGGAGUAUUAGCAAAGUCUGUCCAGAGUAAUGUCGACAAACUGUCUGGACUGUUCAGAAUCAUGUUCUGUGAAGGUGAGUACACAGCAGACUCCGAUCAUGAUCCCCCCACUGUUCUCACUGUCAAGAAGAAGCUCCAGAGAAUCAGAGUUCAUCUGGACUGGAACAGAGGAAAACUGUCUUUCUCUGAUCCUGAUACUGACACACACAUACACACCUUCACACACACUUUUACUAAGAGGCUGUUUCCAUACUUUAACACUGUAAACGCACACCCACUGAAGAUAUUACAAAUUCCUGUCGUUUAGACAGGCGUUUCGGGACUUUUCUAGACUCAAAGUACAUGUAUCAGUGUGAACAGUGCCUCACUUGACCCUGUCUCACUCACAGCAGCACAUCUGAUGCUGGAUUGUUUUCCAAAAAUGUACAGUUGGCAGUUUGACCUGUGAAACCAGUUGCCAAACUCUGGCAUCAAACUUGUAUGCUUUUUAUGAAAUGUGUACGCUCAUCCAGUCAACCGAAAGUUGAAGUUCCCUGUGAGUUAUUCUGACCAAAUAAUUGUGGUGAGGUUGUUUUUUUCCUUUUCUGAGGUUCAAGAAUGACCUUUCAGUUACAAGAAGUCCAUCAUCAAACAUGAUUAGCAGAUGAAGAUUGUGUGAUAUGAUUGAAAGCUCCUGAAGAGUUACUAAAUGGACUUUUCGGUAAGAAUUACUAUACGUAAAGGUCGUUGGUAUUUUCCUCUACUCUUAUAAGCUGAUAUGAAACUGUUCUUGGACUUUACUGCACUCUUGAAUGAUUUAUGAAUGAUUUAAGUGAUUAAUUUGGGUUAGUUUGACAGAUUGUAGAGCUUUAGAUUAAAACUGGGAUAUUCCUUCCAAUAUUUCUGAUCAAUGAUUUAUUGUGUUAUAAGUUGUUAUCUUAACAUUAACCUAAAGAUGUAAACUAGCCACUGGCUAUACUUUUGUAUAUUUACAUACAUGUUUAUCAAUAUGCACUGUCUAUAUUUUAAAUAAAUACAUCUCAAAUCAAACACGCUGACUUUCCCUACAUGCAAUGUUUCUGUAUGUGACAG